Molecule: messenger RNA, 603 nt
Organism: Striga hermonthica
Lineage: Eukaryota; Viridiplantae; Streptophyta; Magnoliopsida; Lamiales; Orobanchaceae
Source: the annotation of a GenBank genome assembly
AUGGUGAAGAUCACCGCGUUGAUGGUCCUGAAAUGCUCUCCGGAUGGUUCGGAUCCGAUUAUUUUGUCGAACGCGUCCGAUCUAAGCGGUUUCGGGUUUUUUCAACGGCCCAGUGUUAAGGAGUUCAUCGUUUUCGUGGGUCGGACCGUAGCUAAACGGACACCGCCGGGCCAGAGGCAGUCGGUGCAGCAUGAAGAAUACAAGGUUCAUUCGUACAACCAAAAUGGCUUGUGCGCGUUGGGUUUUAUGGAUGAUCACUAUCCUGUCCGAAGUGCAUUUUCUUUGCUCAACCAGGUCUUGGAUGAAUAUCAAAAGAGCUUUGGUGAUUCAUGGAAAACUGUGCAAGCAGAUAAUGCCCAACAAUGGCCUUAUCUAGCUGAGGCGCUGACCAAGUUUCAGGAUCCUGCUGAGGCUGACAAGUUGUUGAGAAUUCAGCGGGAAUUGGAUGAAACUAAAAUUAUUCUUCACAAGACUAUAGACAGUGUCUUAGCUCGAGGUGAGAAGUUAGACAGUUUGGUUGAUAAGAGUUCAGAUCUCAGUGCAGCUUCUCAGAUGUUCUACAAGCAGGCUAAGAAAACCAACCAGUGUUGUACGAUCUUGUAG